CUCAUCAGUCCUCACAUCUAGCAAAGAAAAGUCUCGUUAGAAAUUAAAGUGAGUCUUGAAUACUUGUUUGCGUUUUCCUAAAAGAUGGCGGAUCAUCCUCGUUCUAGUGAGCAGCAAGAAGCUGAUGUUGCAGCUUCCAAAGGCUGUGGGAUGUUUGACUUUCUCAAGAAGAAACCCGAAGAUGUACAUUCUUCCGAGAAUGCCGGUGUAACCAAGGAGCCCAAGGAAGAGGAGAAGCCUUCUCUCGCUGAAAGACUCCACCUUUCUGACAGCUCUUCAAGUGAUGAGGAAGCGGGUGAAAAUGGGGAAAAGAAGGAGAAGGAGAAGAAGAACAAUAAGAAGAAGGAAGUUGUUGCAGAUCAAUGUGAAACAGAGGAGAAGAACAAGGAGAAGCUUCCUGCGGGUAUAAGUCAUGAGGAUGGGAAGGAGAAAGGGUUUAUGGAGAAGAUGAAGGAUAAGCUUCCCGGAGGUCACCAUGGAAAGCCUGAAGCUCAUGAACCUCAUAAUGAGAAGGGCAAGGAGAAAGGGUUUAUGGAGAAGAUCAAAGAGAAGCUUCCUGGUCAUACCAAUGAUGAGAAGAAGAAGGAAACCUAGUUAUAAGAAGACCCUUUUUUUUUAAGUUUCGCUUUCACCACUUGCUUUUUCAUCUUCUUGUAUCGUUGUCCACGUCGUUAUAUGUCAUGCCAAUUUUCGAAUUGAAAACUCUUGAAUCUUAAAUAACUCUUAAUGAAGAAAACCCUAAAAG
Messenger RNA from Arabidopsis arenosa, 745 nucleotides. The record is from the annotation of a GenBank genome assembly. NCBI's taxonomy places the organism in Eukaryota, Viridiplantae, Streptophyta, Magnoliopsida, Brassicales, Brassicaceae.